Molecule: messenger RNA, 5286 nt
Organism: Caretta caretta (loggerhead turtle)
Lineage: Eukaryota; Metazoa; Chordata; Testudines; Cheloniidae
Product: cytochrome P450 2C23-like
Biological process (GO): epoxygenase P450 pathway; xenobiotic metabolic process
Cellular component (GO): cytoplasm; intracellular membrane-bounded organelle
Molecular function (GO): iron ion binding; heme binding; oxidoreductase activity, acting on paired donors, with incorporation or reduction of molecular oxygen, reduced flavin or flavoprotein as one donor, and incorporation of one atom of oxygen
Source: RefSeq, a predicted model, not a curated record
CCCCAGCCAAGGAGGAUAGAGCCUGGUGCCGUGUUGAUCACUGGCUGCCUUCUUCUCCUCCUCUUCCUCCUCCUCUUCCGAGCCUCCUCAGGCCAGGGCCGCGGGCGCCUCCCCCCGGGGCCAGCCCCCCUGCCCCUGUUGGGGAACCUGACCCAGAACAUCCUCCCGCUCUACCAAUCCUACCACCGGCUCUGCCAGGAGUACGGCCCCAUCUUCACCGUCUGGCUGGGCCCGAGGCCCGCGGUGGUGCUGUGCGGGUACGAGGUGCUGCGCGAAGCCCUGGUGGAGAACAGUGAUGCAUUCAGUGGGCGGGGGCCCAUCCCCUUGCUCAAGGAGCUGAACCACGGCUACGGAUUAGUAGACAGCAAUGGCGAGCGCUGGAGGCAACUCCGUCGGUUCACCCUCACCACCCUCCGGAACCUGGGCAUGGGCAAGAAGCCGCUGGAGCAGCGGGUGCAGGAGGAGGUGUGGCACCUCGCCCAAGCUGUGGCUGACAAACAAGGGCGCCCGUUCAACCCUGUGCUCGACCUCACCCGGGCCGUCGCCAAUGUCAUCUGCUCCGUGGUGAUCGGGACCCGCUUCAGCAGCGACAACGAGGAAUUCCAGGAGCUCCUGCGUCUCAUCAUGUCCAACAUGUGCUACUUCCGCUCCCUUCAGGCACAGCUGUACAAUACCUUCCCAGGUAUCAUGCACUUCCUGCCCGGCCAGCACUGGCGGAUAUUCAGGGAAUACAAGCACAUCAAAAACUUCAUCCAGGCCCAGGUGGCAUCCCAUCAGCGCAGCCUGGACCCCAGCGCCCCCCGCGACCUCAUUGACUGCUUCCUCCUGCAGCAGGCCACGGAGCAAGGGAAGGAGCAGACAGAGUUUGAGGAUGAGAACCUGACCGCGCUGGCCAACUCCCUGUUCAUCGUCGGCAUGGAGACCACCAGCAACACCGUCUACUUUGCCCUGCUGGUGCUCAGCAAGUUCCCGGACAUGCAAGCGCGGGGGCACGGGGAGCUGGACAGGGUGGUGGGCAGGGCCCGGCCCCCAGCCCUGGAGGACCGGCUACAGCUGCCCUACACCAACGCCAUGCUACAUGACCUCCAACGCUACCUCGACCUGGUGCCCAUGAGCCUGCCACACGCCACCACCUGCCCAACCUCCUUCCGGGGGUACCUCAUCCCGCAGGGUACGACCAUCAUCCCUCUCCUAGCCUCGGUGCACUUCGACCCAGCCAGCUGGGAGACCCCGGAGGAUUUUAACCCGGGUCAUUUCUUAGAUGAGAACGGAGCAUUCAGGAAGAGAGACACGGCCAUGCCCUUCUCUGCAGGGAAGCGCGUGUGUCCCGGCGAAGGGCUGGCCAAGGCGGAGAUCUUCCUGUUCAUAACCACCCUGCUGCAGAGCUUCACCCUGGAGCUGCUCACGGACCCCAGGGCCAUCGACUUGGCCUCGCUGCGGAGGGUUUUCCGGGGCCAGGGCCUCACCUACAAGCUCCGUGCCAUCCCACGCCCAGCGUAGAGCGGGGCAGGGCGGGAAGAGGCCAGACCCAGAUGUCUUCCAUGCUGGGGUCCCUGGAGUCACAUCAGUCCCUCUGGGCCAGCUCCUGAUCUCAUUUACACUGUGGUGUACAUCCAGAGUAACUCUCCUUUCCCAUUAAUGCUCCCGGGGCCAGCUCCUGAUCUCAUUUACACUCUGGUGCACAUCCAGAGCGACUCUCCUUUCCCAUUAAUGCUCCCGGGGCCAGCUCCUGAUCUCAUUUACACUGUGGUGCACAUCCAGAGUCACUGUCCUUUCACACCAAGUCUCUCUCCUUUCACACCAAUGCUGCCAGGGCCAGAUCCUGAUCUCAUUUUCACUAUGGGGUAAAUACUCCGCUGACUUCACUGGAGUAGGAACCAGACUGGAAUCGCAUGUAAAUCUGGAACACCUUCCUGGAUGGCAGCGGAGUCACUCUGAAGUGACUGAGAUCAGAAUCUGCCUUUGUGAAUUCAGAUCUACACACCCAUGAUGCACAGGCUAGCACGCAGCUGUUCCGGGAUGGAGCUUGGCCCCCUGACUUCUAAUCCUGUCCCUAACACUGGCCUGCUUGGGCAAGUCACAUCUUGGCUCGGUGCCUCAGUUUCCCCUCCCUAAUAAUUAACUAACCCCAAGGAUCAUUAACCCUGGCACUGCUAGGUUGUGGUCAGCACCUUUGAACCUGCUUUUCCUAGUGCUGAAUUCUUCUGGAUGUGUUUCCCUGAGAGCCAUCCUCAGCGCUCAGCCACGGUUUCUCUGUCUCACGCGUGCUGUCUGCUCGUAGUUCGCUUGUAGAAAUGCCCUGGGGGUGUAUCUCAGCAUUGCUGCUCACUGCGCUUCCAGAAAAUUGACUGACAGAAUGAACGAAAGAAAAGACCAGAACGCUUGGCAAUGUCUUUGUAUGUUUUGUGUGUAUCAGUGAGACAAUGGGGAAAGACAAACCGGUUAAUAUCAGACAUGUGGAAGGAUGGGGGGUGGGUCAGACUUUGAGUAACUCACUUCCUGUCUCUGGGCCUCAGUUUCCCACUGCCUGUCCUGCGUCUCUCUUGUCAGUUUUUUGGAGGUGGGAACUCAGCACCAAGUGAUCAGGGAAGUGGGUCAGGUGCUGGACAGGACUCAGGAGCCCUGGGUUCUCUUUCUGCCACUGAGCGACCAGGCCCCACUGUGUGCCUCCGUUUCCCCUCCCACCCUUUGUCUAUUGAGACUAAGCUCUUGGGGGGCAGGGACUGUCUCUCACUCUGUACCUGUGCAGGAUUGCGCCCCACUCUCAACCGGGGCCGGUAGGUGCUACCGUAAUACACCUAAUAAACACCACCACUUAGCACUUGUCAGCGGUGGAUCUCAAAGUGCUUUACAAAGGAGGACAGUGAGGAAACGGAGGCAUCGAGCGGGGAAGCAAUUUCUCCCCGCACCCCCACAUGCUUAGAAAAGAAAAUAGCUCCCUGCCAAGGGGCAGAGAAGUGAAGCCCUGUCUUGGGUCAGAAACCAUCAUCUUCGAGCCAGAGACCGGUAAUUUUCAAUCUGGCGAAAGGUUAAGUAUCGGCCGCCCUGCAGAUCUGUAGGGAGGCCGUGGCACCUGUGGGUUUUUAUUAACAAUGUAGGGACGGCAUAGACUCAGAUGAGUGGGUGACACGAAAUGAUAUGUUUACUUUAGCGAGCGCUAGGAGAAGCCGGCGGGGAAUUGAUUGCUGAAGUGCAAGCGAGGGGGUGCUCAUCGCAAAGGGCAAUGGGAGCUGCGCAUUCGAGCUGAUGAGCUCUCAAUAAAGAGCGAGCAUGCGGGGAAAACCAUCUCCCCGACAGCUCGGCGAGAGGCAGCCGCUUGAUGAGCACCACGAAAGCCGGAGGGACAAGCGGCUGGGCUGAAAGUGAUAUUGAUGAUAGCAUCACAGAGGCGUAGCAUGCCCGUCCCCCCAACAGCAGCCUGCUUCGGCUCAGCAAGAGGGGAGCCAGGCAAGAGAAAUGAAGAGGGGUUGAAAAGAACAAGGCCAUUCCGGGAGAGAAGAAAUCAGAAGGAAUGUGGCUAGAGGCAUGUACAAUCCAGAAAGGUAGCCGGGUGCCCCUGUUGGCCCGGAUUAUUGUCAAACAAGGCACUGAUCACUCCUCAGAGUCGCGGGCUGCCCAGGGAAAUUGAAAGGCAACUGAUCGAAGGACCGCACCGUUAACCUGUGGAACUCACCGCCACAAGAUGUCACUGAGGCAGAGAGCUGGUAUCCUCAAGACUGAACAGUGCGGCUGGGCUCACAACUUCCUGAUCACUCCCAUCUGGCUGGCAGAUAGAGCAGGCUUAUGUCCUUGCUGUGCCAUGCACAUCAUGGGAGGUAGAAGCAAGGGCUACACAUGUACCUAGAUAGCAGGGUCACCCAGAGGUAUGUCGGCUAGGAUAAAAAUGUAUCGGGAACAAACACACUCCUAGGAGGGAGGCAGUGGAUAGAGCACUGGUCUGAGACUCAGGACAUCUGGGUUCUAGUCCACUGGUUUGUUCGGCAACCUUGGACCAGUCACUUCCCCCCCUCUGGGCCUCAGUUUUCCCCACCUGUAAAAUGGGGGUAUCAAUACCGGCCUCCUUUGUAAAGCCUCUUGAGAUCUCCCCGCUGAUAAGAGUGAGGGAUUAUUAUUAGCUGGGCAAGAACUACCCUGCAGGCAGGUUUUGCAAUAUUUGAAACCAGCACCUGUCCCUCCAGAAUGGGCGGGGGGGGCUGUCUCCUGGAAAGCAGGGACGCUAGAAAAGAUUUAUUGACCAUGGCAGACAAGCAGCUCAGCGUGAGGUCCCCGGGUGGCGCUGGGCCUAGCAGGGCUGAUGCCGUCCUGGGCUGUAUACAUGGUGUCAGCGAUGGGAUUCCACCUCUGCGCACAACCUUGAUGAGACCAAUACUGGGCUACUGCGACCAGCUCUGGGGACCAUGUUUUCAAACGGGCGUUGAAGGCCUGUGAAGGGGCAGAGCAGAGCCACAAAAAUUCUUUGAGGGUGGGAGAAAAUGCCCAGUGGUGAGAGACUUCAGGAGCUCAGUCAAAGAGAAGAGACAGAGAGGUAAGUCAAGCCCAGUGUGUAAACACCUCCACGGGGAGAACCUAUCGGAGACUAAAACUGCCCUUCAGUCUCACAGAGAAAGGCAGAACACGUGGCAAUGGCUGAAGGUCAAACCCAGACAGAUUCCCGCUGGAAAUCAAGCCACGAUUUUUCACAGUGCCGGCAAUUAACCGUUGCAAUGAACAUCACGGGGAAGGGGUGAAUUCUCCAUCUCUGGAGUCGGAUCCCAGCUGGCUGCCUUUCCGGAGGAGGUGCAUUAGCCAAACUCAGCACCAAGGGGUCAGAAUGAAAGUCUCUGAUCUGUUACACGGGACAGGCACUAGAAGAUCUAAUAGUCCCUUCAUGCCUUACAAAUCUACCCGCCUAGAAAGUAAGACUCUGGGAUCAGGUGCAUUUUCUGGCCUUCCUGCUCUAUGACUUAGAGACAUUUCUUUUUUCAAACCAAGUGAUAUCCCCCAAACCCUUGGCUGCCUUCUGGCCUUCAAACCCCUGAAUCAAUUCAUCUGGCCCAGCUAGUCCAAAGGCCCAUCUCUGACAGCGGCUGGUCUCAGCUGCGUCAAAGGAAUCCUGUCCCUCUCUCGGCCUGUAGCCAUGAGUUCCACAGGCUAAUUUGGCCUGGUGUUUAAAAAAAACAAAACAGCUCUUCCUUCCAUCAGCUUUAAUCUGGCCACGUGUGGGCGGCCAGCAUCGGUGGGGACAGUCCACCAGUUUAGAGGCAACCGUUUCCAUCAGAUUUUCUUUUUCUAAUUUCUGUUGGGAUG